AUCUAGAAUGUACCAUGUACAGUAUUUUGGUGAUGCUUGUGAGACAGGAUGGGUUUAUGGUUCCUCAACAAUGAAGUUUGAAGGCAAAAGAGCAUUUGAAGAAUAUGUAAUGGAAACCCUCCAAUGUGCAAGGAAAUCUGAAAAAUCAAAGCUGGACAAAUUAUACAAAAUCCCUUCCUGCAGAGCAGUAUCAUUGAAUAUUGCUAUUGAGGAAGGUGAAUCAUCACUGCAGCUUGGCAGAGAGGCACGUUCACAAGAAUAUGCUUUUAAUUAUGAACCAAAGUCUAAUCCCAAAAGGGAGAAGAAAAGAGUGUUCCUGACCAAUAAGGAUAAAACCAGCACAAAGAAGAGAAAAAUUAGUAUGGAUAACAACUCUCCUGUUGAAUCAAAGCAUAAAAAGAUAAAAAUUUCAGGGAGUCAGUCUCUUAAAAAUGUGAAGGAAAAGAGUCUUCAGCUAACAGAACAAACACAACAAGAAGCAGAAAGGUUAGAAGAUAGCACAUCAUUGGGGACCAGAAUGGAAUCAGUAGAAAACAAAGACCAAGGACCAGUGAAUGAUGCAUGUGUGGAGACAGACAAAGAAGAUGUGGUCAAAAAUUGUGCUGAAAUUAUUAAAACUGUUAUAAAGAUUGAACCAAAAGAUAGUGACGACUACAAUGAAGAAAAUCAGUAUGAAGAUGAGAGGGGAGUGUAGAUACAACAGGAAUGUCACACAGCACCACUGUAUAAUUCAGUAUAUAAUUUGAUUUUACUUUUAACCAUAGUUUAGCAAUUAUAUCUUUGUUUUACUCACUCUUUGUAAGAGGGAAGGGUUUUAGAGAGAUCUCUUAUUGAGAAUUUCUUUGUAAAUAUGUCUGAACUCUUUUAUUUUAAUGUAAUUUUUAUACCGUAAGAAUUUUAAUUGCGAAAUUUAUUUAAAAAAAAAAACUUUUUUCAAAAGCUGAAAGAACUAUGCAAUCUAUAGUUUGAAGUAUAUGCCUUAUUUAAUGGAGAUUUUCUGUGGUGUACUGAAGU
Molecule: messenger RNA, 1014 nt
Organism: Mytilus californianus (California mussel)
Lineage: Eukaryota; Metazoa; Mollusca; Bivalvia; Mytilida; Mytilidae
Exons: 4
Coding region: 8-694 (228 amino acids)
Source: RefSeq, a predicted model, not a curated record